GUGGCGCUGCCGCAGCGCGGCCAACUCGGCCUCUAGCGCACGGUUUUGCGUCUCCAGCUGGUGCACCUUCUCGAUGAACACCGCGAAGCGGUCGUUGAGGCCCUGCAGCUGCUCCUUCUCAUUGGUGCGGAUGAUCUUGUACUCGUUGGUGCGCGCCGCCGCUUGGCUCAGGUCUAGCCCGUCGGACACGGGCAGCCGGCGGUAGGCCAGGCCCAGGCCAAGCGACGAGGCCGAGGAGCAGGCGGCCGUGGAGGCCACAUUGCAGCGGGACAGCGACUGAGAACGGUAGCUGCCCGCGCCGCCGGGCCCGGAGAGGCGCGCGGAUAGGCGGGAGCCGUCCCCGAACACCUUACGGUAGGAGGAGGCGGAGCACAGGUAGUGCUCUGAGCCGAAGCUCAUGGUGCCGGGAUCAAGGCCGGGCGCGCAGCUGCGGCAAGGCCUGGCGAGAACGCGAAGAAUUCAUCCCACAAAUAAAAUGACAACCUCCUGGAGUGAUCGACUACAGAAUGCAGCAGAUAUGCCUGCUAACAUGGAUAAGCAUGCCUUGAAAAAGUAUCGGCGAGAGGCCUAUCAUCGGGUGUUUGUGAACCGAAGUUUAGCCAUGGAAAAAAUAAAGUGUUUUGGUUUUGAUAUGGAUUAUACCCUUGCUGUGUACAAGUCUCCAGAAUAUGAAUCCCUUGGCUUUGAGCUUACUGUGGAGAGAUUAGUUUCUAUUGGCUAUCCUCAGGAGCUGCUCAGCUUUGCUUACGAUUCUACAUUCCCUACCAGAGGACUUGUCUUUGACACACUGUAUGGAAAUCUUUUGAAAGUUGAUGCCUAUGGAAACCUCUUGGUUUGUGCACAUGGAUUUAACUUCAUAAGAGGACCAGAAACUAGAGAGCAGUAUCCAAACAAAUUUAUCCAACGAGAUGAUACUGAACGAUUUUACAUCUUGAACACACUGUUCAAUCUGCCAGAGACCUACCUGUUGGCCUGCCUCGUAGAUUUUUUUACUAAUUGUCCCAGAUAUACCAGCUGUGAAACAGGAUUUAAAGAUGGGGACCUCUUCAUGUCCUACCGGAGCAUGUUCCAGGAUGUAAGAGAUGCUGUUGACUGGGUUCAUUACAAGGGAUCCCUUAAGGAAAAGACAGUUGAAAAUCUUGAGAAGUAUGUGGUCAAAGAUGGAAAAUUGCCUUUGCUUCUGAGCCGGAUGAAAGAAGUAGGGAAAGUAUUUCUUGCCACCAACAGUGACUAUAAAUAUACAGAUAAAAUCAUGACUUACCUGUUUGAUUUCCCACAUGGCCCCAAGCCUGGGAGCUCCCAUCGACCAUGGCAGUCCUACUUUGACCUGAUUUUGGUGGAUGCAAGGAAACCACUCUUUUUUGGAGAGGGCACAGUACUCCGUCAGGUGGAUACUAAAACUGGCAAACUGAAAAUUGGUACCUAUACAGGCCCCCUACAGCAUGGGAUCGUCUACUCAGGAGGUUCAUCUGAUACAAUCUGUGAUCUGUUGGGAGCCAAAGGCAAAGACAUUUUGUAUAUUGGAGAUCACAUUUUUGGAGAUAUUUUGAAAUCAAAGAAACGGCAAGGGUGGCGAACUUUCUUGGUGAUUCCUGAACUUGCACAGGAGCUCCAUGUCUGGACUGACAAGAGCUCACUUUUUGAAGAACUUCAGAGCUUGGAUAUUUUCUUGGCUGAACUCUAUAAGCACCUUGACAGCAGUAGCAAUGAGCGCCCAGACAUUAGUUCCAUCCAGAGACGAAUUAAGAAAGUAACUCAUGACAUGGACAUGUGCUACGGGAUGAUGGGAAGCCUUUUUCGUAGUGGCUCCCGGCAGACACUCUUUGCCAGUCAAGUAAUGCGCUAUGCUGACCUCUAUGCAGCAUCUUUCAUCAACCUGCUCUACUACCCCUUCAGCUACCUCUUUAGGGCUGCCCAUGUCCUGAUGCCUCAUGAAUCAACAGUGGAGCACACACAUGUAGAUAUCAAUGAGAUGGAAUCCCCCCUUGCCACCCGGAACCGCACGUCAGUGGAUUUCAAAGACACUGACUAUAAUAAGCGGCACCAGCUGACAAGGUCCAUUAGUGAGAUUAAACCCCCCAACCUCUUUCCACUGGCUCCCCAGGAAAUUACACACUGCCAUGAUGAAGAUGAUGAUGAAGAGGAGGAGGAGGAGGAAGAAUAAGGAGGAAAACCAAAACCCUGAACACCCAUGAAACAAGUGCUGGCAGGACUCACAGGGCAAAGGAUGUCCUUGUUUGGGUUCUACUAGGGAGGGUGGGGGGACUCCAUCAAAGGUAUGUCUGGAAAGUUUCUGAAGGCUUUAAAAUACUCUAAUCAUAGAGAUACUUGUUUCAGUUUUGUGUAUCUGAAUUCUUUAUAGAUGGUUUGAAAUUGUAUUGGAAGAAAAAGUCAGGCUGAACUGCAUGUAGAUGGCAGCAUUAUGGCUUGUGGCACUGUUUCCUUGUGUUUCUUCAUCAGUAUGUCAUCUGGUUACACUAAGGGUGGUAAAGGGUUUCAGAGUGGAAUAAGGAGACUGGUGGGAAGAAGUGACACAAAAAUGCUGUGCUAUUAAAAUUGUGCUAUUGUUGCUCCAAAAUCCCACAUUUUCCAGUGCAUUACACAGUAUUGUGUAUCAGUGGAGAAAUACAUCGUUUUCAUUAUCAAGUGUAGUCUUCUGUCAAGGUCAAGUUCCCUUUAUACUUUUGAGUUUCCUCAGUGGCCUCAGCAGGGCUGCUGUUGUGUCAGUGCCUUCAUAGGUAUUUUCUGCUUUAGGGUGAUUUCUGGACUAGCUUGCAGGGAUUUGAUUUUGAGGCCAAAGUCCUCAUCCUUUCUACAUUUUUUAAGUUGGUAGCACAAAUGCUUUUUUGUUAUAUUAAAAACAAUCUUUUUUCCUCAAUUGUGAUAAAUCUAUAAAACAGUUCAGCUAAAAGACAACAAAGGAGCAAGUCCCCAAUAAAGUGGAGAAGCAGCUGUCUCCUUAGAGCAGGAGCCAGCUUCAUCAGUGUGGACUACAUCUGUGGUUCCUGCCACCCAAUUCCACAUUUCUGUCUUCAAGGAUUGAUGUGUUCUGAAAGUUGAACAUUAGAAGACAAGAACCUUACUAUAUAGCAAAGGCAUUAUCAGUGAAAAUAAGUUCACUUUAGAAUCCUGAGAGAAAUUACUUCUUGCUUUGAAAAAGCACGAAGCAUUACUGUAAACAUUAAGGCUUUAUGUGCGCCUUACUGGUACAGGGGAGCUUUUCCAACACUUUAGUUUCAGAUUCUUUAACUUUCAUGUAUUUUCUUCCAUUCUUGUCAGUAGGGGAGGAUAGAUUAGCUGCUCUAGAAUUCAAUAAAGAGUAAUAUUUCUAAUACUGACUUUGACCCCUGUGUAGCUUAACUCUAAUAGCUAUUGGUCUUCAAGAGGUGUUUAGUUUUGGCUUAUGAAAGCUGACCACAUUCUGUUAAGGGAAAUACACAUUUUCAAAAUUGC
This is a messenger RNA of Nannospalax galili (Upper Galilee mountains blind mole rat), 3453 nucleotides long. RefSeq names its product 5'-nucleotidase, cytosolic II (gene Nt5c2). Gene Ontology annotation, molecular function: 5'-nucleotidase activity. The record is from RefSeq and is a predicted model, not a curated record. Gene Ontology annotation, biological process: adenosine metabolic process; IMP metabolic process. The transcript has 18 exons. The coding region runs from base 398 to 2164 and encodes 588 amino acids. NCBI's taxonomy places the organism in Eukaryota, Metazoa, Chordata, Mammalia, Rodentia, Spalacidae.